This is a messenger RNA of Patiria miniata (bat star), 1593 nucleotides long. It is a transcript of the gene psen1, whose product is annotated as presenilin-1-like. NCBI's taxonomy places the organism in Eukaryota, Metazoa, Echinodermata, Asteroidea, Valvatida, Asterinidae. The record is from RefSeq and is a predicted model, not a curated record. Gene Ontology annotation, cellular component: cell cortex; neuronal cell body; nucleus. The transcript is spliced from 10 exons. Gene Ontology annotation, molecular function: aspartic endopeptidase activity, intramembrane cleaving. Gene Ontology annotation, biological process: amyloid-beta metabolic process; amyloid precursor protein catabolic process; calcium ion transport. The coding region runs from base 139 to 1593 and encodes 484 amino acids.
GAACAACCAUAGUCUGUAGUCAGGCUGCUGUGUCAGCACGUCUAAAGACCACACCCUGGACGCAAGGAACCAGACAAUACAACCGAGCCAAACCCUUUUGCAUGCCUUCAAGGCUUCCACGUGAUAUGACAAAGGCUUAUGGCUAAUUUGUGUGCAGACAACGAUUCUCUGUCGGAAAGAACAAGCCUUAUGGAUUCCCACGCUGAGGCUCGCAACCCCACCCAGUCAUUGGCAGCCGGAAGGCCCUCCACUGGGGAUGGAGAGGCGACCGAAGUGAGACGCAGCCGGAAUGCAGGCUCUGGGGAUCAGAACAGUGAGAGGAGCCGGGGCCAGCGGCAGCGCAAUGCCAGCGAGGAGGCUGAGGACGAGGAGGAGAUGCUUAAAUACGGAGCCAAGCACGUCAUCAUGCUGUUUGUUCCUGUCUCGCUGUGCAUGAUUGUUGUAGUGACCACCAUAUCUACUGUGACGUUCUACACAGCGCCUGGAGGGGGUUACCUUGUGUACACGCCAUUCCAUGAAGACCAAGGUGGAGCAGGGACCAAAGCCUGGAACGCUGUCGUCAACGCCCUCAUCAUUAUUGCCAUUGUCUUGGCAUUGACUGUCGUGCUGGUUAUGCUCUAUAAGUACAGAUGCUACAAGGUGAUCCAUGGCUGGCUGAUAUUGUCGUCCUUGUUGCUGCUGUUUUUCUUUGCUUUCUUAUAUCUCCAAGAGCUGAUGCUAACGUACAAUGUGCCCCUGGAUUACUUCACCGCCUGCCUGGUCAUGUGGAACUUUGGCGUGGUAGGAAUGAUUUGUAUCCAUUGGAAGGGACCACUGCGGCUCCAGCAGAUCUAUCUUAUCGUCAUAUCCGCCCUGCUUGCCUUAACCUUCAUCAAGUACCUACCUGAGUGGACACUGUGGACUAUACUGGCAGCCAUUGCUAUAUAUGACCUGUUUGCCGUCCUGGCGCCCAAGGGGCCGUUGAGGGUUUUGGUGGAGACAGCUCAGGAGAGGAAUGAGCCUAUAUUCCCUGCUCUCAUUUACUCGUCAACCAUGGCUUGGAUGGUUGGAAUGGCAAACAAUGAUCCCAACAAGCCCAGAUCGGACGGGUGUGAAAACCCAGGCCUGGAAGAAUCAACAGAAUCAGGCGCAGGCAACACAGAACCGGACGAGGAGGAAACUGCAGGAGGUUUUGACGUUGAAUUCCGCCAGCGGCAAGACCGGGACCUGCAGAGAGAUUUGAGCAACUCCGAAGAGGCUCGCGCCGCUGUGAACGCCCUGCGCCAGGCCCCUGAGAGGAGUCAGAGGAGGCAGCAGACCGAAGAUGAUGAGGACGACGAAGAACGUGGUGUGAAACUAGGUUUGGGAGAUUUCAUUUUCUACAGUGUCUUAGUCGGCAAGGCUUCAGCUCAGGGGGACUGGACCACCACAGUCGCUUGCUUUGUAGCCAUUCUUAUCGGACUCUGUCUGACCCUGAUCCUGCUGGCCAUCUUCAAGAAAGCCCUCCCUGCUCUACCCAUCUCCAUCUGCUUCGGUCUGGUCUUCUACUUCUGCACCAGCCUUCUAGUGUUCCCCUUCACCGACUCCCUGGCCAGCAGCCAGGUCUUCGUAUAG